This is a messenger RNA of Folsomia candida, 1155 nucleotides long. RefSeq names its product ribosome biogenesis protein 15. The coding region runs from base 120 to 944 and encodes 274 amino acids. The transcript has 4 exons. Gene Ontology annotation, molecular function: RNA binding. Gene Ontology annotation, biological process: maturation of LSU-rRNA from tricistronic rRNA transcript (SSU-rRNA, 5.8S rRNA, LSU-rRNA). The record is from RefSeq and is a predicted model, not a curated record. Lineage: Eukaryota; Metazoa; Arthropoda; Collembola; Entomobryomorpha; Isotomidae. Gene Ontology annotation, cellular component: nucleolus.
CGGCGCACUUACGGAAUACCUCGUGCACCUCAUACCAUAAUAUUCGUUCGCUAUUUUUGUUCAGCAACAAUCCGACUAUUUUAAAAUUUCAUUUGUUUAAUAGUAAUUGUUGUAAGAAAAUGGUUUCUCCAGCCAAACGAUCCAAGAGAGUCGCGGCCAUGCCCAAAUCAAAGAAGGGGGAACAGAUUGUUGUGGAAAAGAAGAAGAAGAAUAUAAACGCAGAUACGAAAAAGGACAAGACGCCAAAGACGAUGAAUAAGGAAAAAGUAACAGCCAAGCAAACAAAGAUUGAAAAAGUUGUCGAGAAGAAGGCGAAAAAGGAAAAAGUGGUUGGAAAGAAGGGGAAAAUUGGUGAUGAAGUUUUGUCCCUUGUCGAGUCGAAAAAGCCGAGCGCAGUCGACACGGCUGUUAAACAUGUCCAGAAACUAAAGGCCAGAAAGGAAGACGCUAAAGUGGCUAAGGCAUCUGAGUUAAAGCGUGGAAUUAUUCUAUUAAACCACAUUCCGCACGGAUUCUAUGAGGAAGAGAUGCGAAAAUACUUUUCCCAGUUUGGACGCGUUUUAAGACUGAAAUUGGCCCGAUCAAAAACGACUGGGAAAAGCAAAGGAUUUGCUUUUAUCGAAUUUGAAUUUGAAGAAGUUGCAAAAAUAGUGGCGGAGGCAAUGAAUGGCUACCUGAUGUACGAGCGACUAAUGAAAUGUGAAGUUUUACCAUCAACGGUAAAUUCUCAAAAUUUAUUCAGCUUUAGUUAUGUCCGUCAAGAUAACUUUCCAAAGCUCCGAGCUAGACGUCGUGUGAAAGAUGAACAAACAAAGUCAAAAUCAGAGGAAGAAGUCAAAGAAUUUCUUGAGUUUCGGUUGAAGAAAUUGGACGAACAGAAUAAGAAAUGGGCAGCUUUGGGAAUUAAAUACAAAUACACCCCUCCCACCAUUAGUACGUCAUGAUUCGUUUGGAUAAUCAUAUAUAAAUAUAUAGGUCUCUUUAUAUUGAUAAUGGUAUGCCGAUAAGAAUUACAUUUGACAACUACUUCCCUCGCAAUCUUUGCUAUUAUUAAUAUUGAAUUUCCGAACCAAUUUCUUUGAAUUUUUAAAAUUUAUACAACUUAAAAAAAUAACGAGUUCUAAAUAGUAAUAAAGCAUACGAUUUUACCGUUGA